GAGACAACUCAUUUCCAUCAUUUUCUAGCGGAAAAAAAAAAAAAAAAAAAAAACACUCGUUUUACCAUUCAGAAAGAAAAUCAAGACUCAAAAUCCCAGGGGAGUCUCUAUCGUUUGCCAAAGGCUCUGUUUCUGAGAUCCCAGAAUACGCAAAGAAAUGAUUCACUUCGUGCUUCUUAUUAGCAGACAAGGAAAAGUGAGGUUGACGAAAUGGUAUUCACCUUAUUCACAGAAGGAAAGAACCAAGGUGAUACGUGAACUUAGUGGAGUGAUUCUCACACGAGGACCCAAGCUUUGCAAUUUUGUGGAGUGGAGAGGAUACAAAGUUGUUUAUAAGAGAUAUGCUAGUCUGUAUUUCUGCAUGUGCACUGAUCAAGAUGAUAAUGAAUUAGAGGUCCUUGAAAUAAUUCAUCAUUAUGUUGAGAUCUUGGACCGAUAUUUUGGCAGUGUCUGUGAACUAGACUUGAUCUUCAAUUUUCAUAAGGCCUAUUAUAUUUUGGACGAGCUUCUGAUUGCCGGUGAACUUCAAGAGUCCAGCAAGAAAACUGUUGCACGGUUGAUAGCUGCACAGGAUGCUUUGGUGGAGACUGCGAAAGAGCAAGCGAGUUCGAUAAGCAAUAUAAUCGCUCAGGCCACCAAGUAGGGAAAACCAAAAGCGUAGCAACACCAGUUGCACUGUUUGAGGAGCUAUAACUGUACUUUCUUAAAAAAAAAAAAAGCUUUUUGGUUUGUUUGUUUUUACUAGUAAACGACUGAAAUACACAUUGUGGUUUUAUUUCUCAUUAAAUUUUGUGUGCUGCAUAGAUUUCCUUUCUUUUUUGCUUCAGCUCUCCGGUUCUUGUAUGCCUGGACUUCUGCUUUCGUUAUAUUUUGUAAAUCAGAAAGCUUUAUCA
Morus notabilis is the source of this 893-nucleotide messenger RNA. Its product is annotated as AP-1 complex subunit sigma-2. Gene Ontology annotation, cellular component: intracellular membrane-bounded organelle; membrane coat; AP-1 adaptor complex. Bases 158 to 643 code for a protein of 161 amino acids. The record is from RefSeq and is a predicted model, not a curated record. NCBI's taxonomy places the organism in Eukaryota, Viridiplantae, Streptophyta, Magnoliopsida, Rosales, Moraceae. Gene Ontology annotation, molecular function: clathrin-cargo adaptor activity. Gene Ontology annotation, biological process: intracellular protein transport; vesicle-mediated transport. The transcript is spliced from 7 exons.